Messenger RNA from Gadus macrocephalus (Pacific cod), 4443 nucleotides. Its product is annotated as zinc finger protein 271-like. Gene Ontology annotation, molecular function: RNA polymerase II cis-regulatory region sequence-specific DNA binding; DNA-binding transcription factor activity, RNA polymerase II-specific. Gene Ontology annotation, biological process: regulation of transcription by RNA polymerase II. Bases 895 to 2304 code for a protein of 469 amino acids. The transcript has 4 exons. Lineage: Eukaryota; Metazoa; Chordata; Actinopteri; Gadiformes; Gadidae. The record is from RefSeq and is a predicted model, not a curated record.
AAAGCAGGCUAAUGUAGCUAAAAAAACAACAAUGACUAGCCAUUUCCAUGACACAAUCACAAAGUCGAACGGGAACGCUAUAAAUGCCCCGAGACCGGAAAUGAAUGAAAUGAAACUCGGAAGGCUGGCGUCCGAGGAUUCAGGAACGCACCAGUAUACCGCUCCCGUCUCAGGGGAAAAUGAGGGAAUGAUGCAAGAGCAUUCAAAAAUAUGACGGGCUUUCUAACGAUAAAAAGCUCAAUGCAAAUGGGUGAAGUGUCACUAUAUUUUCUAUAUAUGUUUUAAAUCAGUGUAGGCUAUGCUAGUAUGUUCGCCCACGAUUAAAUAAAUGUUUAGGCCGAGUAGACCGAGUGCAGUGAGGUUUACCGGAUGACGCGAUAAACAAAGAUGGCUGCGCCCGUAGUGAUUGAGUUUAGAUUUAUUUUCUUAGCAUUUAUACCACGUUGUUUAUUUUAAUGUCGAUUUGAAAUGAUCGUAUACACUUGAAUACAUUUCUGCUUUAAUCCGGUCACCGAUUCAUGCAUUGCACGGUCUUUUGGGGCAUGCAAUUCAAGGUAAAUGUUUGUUUUUAAGCCGGUUUGCUAUAAAGGCUAAUGUAGCAAACAAUAUUUACAGCCUGGUACGGCUCUUCGUGCCUCAGGGAAACAGCGAAAGAACUUUUUUUGGGGAAUUGAAAUAGGCGAUGAUUACAAAAUAUUAAUGAUCGGAGUUACUUGAAAUGUUAAGUUUAUACCUGAUGAAUGUUCAGGAAAUCUUUGCAAUCCAUUUCAGGUUUUGUUACAUUAUGCAAGUGGUUAUAAAUUCUUAAUCUUUCAAACCUAGACUUUCUCGACCUCUCGUAUUAUUUCCCCCCGAAUAUCCGAUUCUGGGUUUUUAUCGACAACAGAGUAAAAUAUGUUAACAAAUAUGUCACUGUGCGGCCCAACUUUGGAAGAACAGCUUUCGUCCAUAAUUGACGUACUUGCGAAAGCUGCUGUAUCAGAAAUUAGCCAACUGUUCUCGGAAGGCUCGGCUACCCUUCGAUUACAAAUAACUCGGAGCCUGAAAGAAAACCAAGCGCUGAGGAUGAGGAUGAAGGUGAUGAGGAGUGAGCUGUUUUCUUUGCGGCUUCAAACGAGAUCAAAUGCAUCGUGUGCGGCAAUUCGUUUGGCCUUGGCUCGAGCCAACACCUGCAAACCAAAUGAUGACUGCAGUGACUUUGGAGACCGCAGCACCCAGCGCGACGCCAUCUCAGAGACUCUUUACACCCCUGGCUCCUCCCACAUGUCCAGUCACAGCGAGGAGCUGAGGAUCCUGAGCGUCUAUGGAAAAGGGGAGGGCCCACUGGCGCUGGACGGCAAUGGCACACUCUUCAACUUGUCCGAACUGGAGGCCCUGAACUCGCUGUCUGCAGACCACAGCGUGGCCAAGAGCCUGGAGCGCGGCGAGGAGCUGGUGCACCGCGAGGAGCUGACUGUGCAGCAGCAGACCCCAGACACCAUUUUAAUCAAAGAUGAAGAGGAUAUUGGUGGGGGCAUGCCAGCUGUAGAAGGCUGCGCUGAAUUUGGAGACUGCAGCACACAGCACAGCGCCACCUUAGAUAGUCUGCAUGUGGACGCUCCUGGCUCCUCCCACAUGUCAAGUCACAACGGGGAGCUGAGGAUCCUGAGUGUCUAUGGAAAAGGGGAGGACCCACUGGCGGUUGAUGGCCAUGACAACCUCUUCACCGGACCUGAGGCUCUGAGCUCGCUGUCCGUAGAACACAGCGUGGCAAAGAGCCUGGAGUGCGGCGAGCAGCUGGUCCACCGUGAGGAGCUGACCGGGCAUCGGGGCGGCGGCAAGGACCGGCCCGGUGUGUUGUCUGGAGAGGUGUGUUGGCAUUUCCACAAUGGCGAGAAGCCGUACGGGUGCGACCAAUGCACGAAGCGCUUCCAACUGAAAGGCAGCCUGAAGAUCCACAUGAGGACUCACUCCGGGGAGAAGCCGUACAGUUGUGACCAAUGCGUGAAGCGCUUCAGUCAGAGCUCCGACCUGAAGGUCCACAUGUGGACUCACUCCAGGGAGAAGCCUUACUGGUGUGACCAAUGCGGUAAAGGCUUCAGUAAGAGCUCCAACAUGAAGAUCCACAUGAGGACUCACUCCGGGGAGAAGCCCUACAGGUGUGUUCAAUGCAUGAGGAGCUUCGGACGGCUUUCCACUCUGAAGAGCCACAUGAGGACUCACUCCGGGGAGAAGCCCUACAGUUGUGACCAAUGCUUGAGGCGCUUCAGACAGAGCUCCACUCUGAAGUACCACAUGAGUACUCACUCCGGGGAGAAGCCCUGAAGGUGCAACGCCAGCUUCAGCGUCCCAAACAAAGAGCCAAUUGGGAGCUUUGACACGGGGCAACGGGACGCUUUGAUCGUCGCCAUUAUUUUUUUGCUUUGUUAAAGGUUCCAUGGCAUGUUACUUUAUGGAUGCUUUUAUGUAGGCGUUUGUGGGCCCCUAAUACAGUACUGGAAGACGUUCAAGAAAGACUACGUCACGUCACGAAGACCUGUCCAAUGCAUGACUUUUUGUUACAUACAACUAGUCAAAUACAUUGGCCACAUUUGUUGUCUAGAUAAUUACAAAGUUACAAAACCAGAUGCUAUUUGAUCGCAGAAUGCCCAAAACCAUCUGUAACAAACUAGAAAGGAUAUUCGGUAUGGACAUAUUACAAAUAAAAAGAACUUUGAUGAAGAGAAAUGAACUGAUGCGAGUGCUGGACCAUAUGUUCAGACAGGAGCACCCCAAGGCCACUAGUGUGCCAAGAGGGAAAAAGUGAUUGUGUUUACAGUGGAUGUUUCGCAAUGGCGAGGCGCAUACAGAUUUUGUUCAUGUUCUGUAAAUAUUCUAGAACCCUCCGGCUACUCCGGCCGGAGUCCUGGCGCUCUAUAUCUAAAUAGUAUCAUAUUAUACAUAGAUAUCUAUCAUAUAAUACAUAUUAUCAUGGGCAAAAGCUGUGUGCGCCUCCAGACGAUAUUAUGAAUCUCAAACGGCUGCGUCGGUUUCUCUGACGUCUCUGGUUCUUCCACUUCCACAUCAAUCUGAAGUAGACUGAACCACGUCAUGGAGGAGAAAGGGAUUGUUGCCCGCGAUUGUCUCCCGCCGGAGCCCCGCUGCCGAGGCGUGGUGCCUCGGUAGAAAGCAGUGGGCAGUGGGGCUCCGGCGGGGGACAAUCGUGGGCAACAAUCCCUUUCUCCUCAUUGUCGUGGUAUCAAGUUCUUCUUGGAGUCAAAGCCAAAGUUCCUUUCCCCCAAUUCCUUAUCAACCAUGGAUGAUAUAACCCCCACUACGAGACUUGCUACCAGAGACGUCAGAGAACCCGACGUGUUAUGUGCCAUAACACCAACAGAACGGUUAUCCAAAUAACAAAGAAGUGUACAACACUUGCGUUACAGUGUGUGUAUUCACACACACACACACGUGGUGCUCGCACGGUCGUAUUGUCUCAUUGGUGGGCCAAAUUCUCUUGGCUGGCAAAGCAGAGGGAGGAAAAUUCCAAACCGGCGUGUCUUUUUUCAAAGGUAGAGCAGGAUAGCUAGUCCUCGUUUUACACCUAACGCCAUUUCUAGCCACUGGGGGAAUGGGGGACAUAUUAAUGUUAGAAAACCUCAUAAAGUGACAUUUUCAUGCCAUGGGACCUUUAAAGACUCUUUCACACUUUUCAUUCGCCUUCUGAUUUUAUUGUUUGAAAUUUAUGUGUGUGUGAUGAAUAGUCGCUUGUUUUUUGGACACUUCGGAAUACCAAAUAUCUGAGUUAAAUUUAGAGCAGGAUCAUGGGAAGAUACAGGAAGCAAAGUUACCAAGCAUACAUUCAACGAGACAAAGGGUGUACAUGAUUCUUGUAGGCAAUUUCACAUUGUGGGUUAAUACAAAGGUGAGGGGGAGUGACCAUCGUGGAGAUUUUAGGAUUGCCCAGAGGAGAGACCAAGUUCAAUUUAAGUACACUGGGUGAAGUGGACUUGGCUGCAAGACUGUUAAAGGAAUCUACAAAACAAAUAAGUCAGUGGACUGGCCUCAGUAUCAGACUUCGCGGCUACAGUUGCAAUGCAAAUGCAACAAAACCUUUCAAAUGGAGAGGGCGGGAGCGGGAGGUAUCUCUAGGUCCAAGGAGAAUGUCUAGAAAUCCCUUUCAAUUGUCUACAUACAAUAUAUAAUUGUAUAUUAUAGUUUGUCUUUGUCUUUCUUAAGUUUUAUUCUUUCUUACUUAUUCUCCACAAACUUUGGGAUCCUGCUCCUUCCACAAUUUUCCCCUGAGAGACUACAUUCAAGUUUUAAAAUGUUAAGAGCAGCUUGGAAUCGCGUGCUUCUAUUCAGAUUAUUCUUCUCUGAUGCUUCAAUUUCUUCAGACUAACUGUUAAUCUUCUUUUAGACAUUGAACAAAUUAUGACAUUUGUAACUUCAAAAAUAUAAACAGUACAAUAAAAAAUAAUCUAUACA